Molecule: messenger RNA, 2501 nt
Organism: Olea europaea var. sylvestris
Lineage: Eukaryota; Viridiplantae; Streptophyta; Magnoliopsida; Lamiales; Oleaceae
Product: methionine aminopeptidase 2B
Exons: 9
Coding region: 1270-2277 (335 amino acids)
Biological process (GO): proteolysis
Molecular function (GO): metalloaminopeptidase activity
Source: RefSeq, a predicted model, not a curated record
CUUCCAGUACAUCGUUACUAACAUUUUUCAGGGGUGCUGCCAUGACUUCAAAUCGCUCCCUGAACUCAGCUACCGUUCCUGCUUGCUUGAUAGCCAGGAACCUUUGGUGUAAGGUUCCAUACUGGGUAUCUCGAAACCUCUCCAGUAGUCGCCGUUUAAGUUCAGUCCAGUUGUGCAUGGGUCGCCGUCCAUCCUCCCAUUGAAACCAGGAUAGCGCUGCUCCUUCCAUACAUACACCCGCAGCCACAGCUCGCUCAACAUCAUCGAGCUUGUUCAUUCGGAAGUACCUCUCAGCUCUAAAUAUCCAGGAGUCAGGAUCGACUCCAUUGAACAGUGGCAAUUCAAGUUUUCGAUAGUUACCUUCAACAGAGGCAACCGCCAUCUUCUCGGAAUUCACGUUUUCCACUUCCGGCUGCUCCUCGACAGAAGUGGUCGACAUCCUCCCACUCUCUUCUCCUGGACUGCUGGAGGAAUUUAAUUUCGAGCCCUUCAACAUCUUCUCUAUUAGCCGUAACCCGUCGUUCAACUCCCUUCUACCCAGCGCGAGGCUCGCUUCGAGCCUCUGGUUCAUCUUCCCGAGUUCCAGUCCCACUUGAUUAUUCAAAUGUUCCACAUCUCCUUUCAAUUCGACCAUGCUCGCACUCAAGGAAGGUACGGAUUUCUCCAAUGCUUCAAUUCUGACGUCCAUUCUCGUGACUGGCAUCCGUUUCCCAGAAAUUCGACCGGCUCUGAUACCAAAUGGUAAGAUUGGCUCAAGCCCAAUGAAUUAGCAGCACACAAUUGCAAUUCGAGUUAAUAGAAAGCUGAAUUAUAAGUAAAAUAAUGGAAUUGAAGAAGAAUUUAAUUGAUACUGAAUGAAAUGAACAGUAUGAAAGAAAAGAGUAAAUUGGCAAGUUUCGAGAGUUGCCCCUCUUCUAAUGACUCAGAAUUUCCUGUUUUCUGAAAGAAGUACGUUGUGUUUACUUGAGUGCUAGUCUUAGGUAGGUUGCCUAAAGUGAAUGAAAGACGACAUGCAUUGCAGAUAAACUAGUGGGACUUUUAUUUCCUGUUUCAAAUUCAGAUAGUAUUGAUAUUCUUUUUAGAUGGAGGCAUUGAGGUUGUGGAUUUCGGGGAGAUAAAACAGCUGUGUUCAUCUGGGGUAUUUUGUAUGAAGAGAAACAGGAUCUGGACAAUGAAUACGAGGGGCUUUUGCUCUGGUAGCAACUCCUUUUCAAAGUUCCGGUCAUUGAGAGAAGGUCUUUUAGACUGGUCAAGUUGGAAGAACUGUGAAUGAGUAACUUGUGGAGGACUACAUCUGAGGAAAAGAGGGAAUUGGAGCGACUGGAAAAACCAAUCUAUAAUUCUGUUCGCCAAGCAGCAGAGGUCCAUCGUCAGGUACGGAAGUACAUCAAGCAAAUUUUGAAGCCUGGAAUAUUGAUGACUGACCUGUGUGAGACCUUGGAAAAUACAGUUCGUAAAUUGAUAUCAGAGAAUGGCCUGCAAGCUGGUAUUGCAUUUCCUACAGGGUGCUCCUUGAACUGGGUUGCUGCCCAUUGGACCCCGAAUUCUGGGGAUAAAACCGUCCUUCAGUAUGACGAUGUGAUGAAACUGGACUUUGGAACUCAUAUUGAUGGGCAUAUUGUGGAUUGUGCAUUUACUGUGGCAUUCAAUCCCAUGUUUAAUCCACUGCUUGAGGCCUCUCGUGAAGCUACCAAUACAGGAAUCAAGGAAGCUGGGAUUGAUGUUCGCCUAGGCGAUGUUGGGUCUGCAAUUCAAGAGGUCAUGGAGUCAUAUGAGGUUGAAAUCAACGGAAAGGUGUUCCAAGUUAAAAGUAUCAGAAAUUUAAAUGGCCAUAGCCUUGGACGAUAUCAAAUCCAUGCUGAGAAAUCUGUUCCCAUUGUGAAAGGAGGAGAGCAAACAAAAAUGGAAGAGGGAGAAUUUUAUGCAAUCGAAACUUUUGGAUCCACAGGGAAGGGAUAUGUCAGAGAAGAUCUUGAAUGCAGCCAUUAUAUGAAGAAUUUUGAUGCUGGUCACGUUCCACUGCGGUUACCUAGAGCAAAACAACUAUUGGCAACAAUUAAUAAGAAUUUCUCUACAUUGGCUUUCUGCAGACGUUAUCUUGACCGCCUUGGAGAAACUAAAUAUCUGAUGGCACUAAAGAACUUGUGUGAUGCUGGUAUCGUCGAGCCGUGUCCUCCUCUCUGUGACAUUAAGGGAAGCUAUGUAUCGCAGUUUGAGCAUACAAUUCUCCUUCGACCAACUUGCAAAGAAGUGGUAUCCAGAGGUGAUGAUUAUUAACGGAAGGUUUCAGGGUCUUGGAUUGAUAUAUGCUAAAUGACUGUAUCGAAGAAUUUUAUGUUAUCUUAAUCGAAUCUUCUAUACGCUGUGUCCACUGUUUUCCUUUGUCAGUCAGUCGUUCUAUUCGUACUCGAGCUGGUUUGUAGUAGCAACAUAAGGAGGGCGUUCAAGUCCUUUAUAAUGGUUUUUCUGAAAAUAAUAUUAAUGCACGGACGGGUAAUUUA